Messenger RNA from Iphiclides podalirius (scarce swallowtail), 267 nucleotides. The record is from the annotation of a GenBank genome assembly. Lineage: Eukaryota; Metazoa; Arthropoda; Insecta; Lepidoptera; Papilionidae.
AUGCAGGCUGAUGUAGUGCAGUCGAUAUGUCAAUGCGAAAAGUUUGCAAUAAAUAACUUGAGCGUGGUACACUACUCCAAGGUGUUUUACGGAAAGGUCUCCGAUAAGGAUAUCGUAGCGAGCGGGAUACGCGAGGCGAGUGGCAUGCAAUUGACGUGGCCUUUGUGGUACGGCUACGCAGUCAUCGCUGUUGCGCUGUGGCAACGCAUCUGCAACCCUACGGUGUUGCAAUAUGAGAACCGCCAGCUCGCUUACGACUUCCUCACA